Molecule: messenger RNA, 1140 nt
Organism: Anthostomella pinea
Lineage: Eukaryota; Fungi; Ascomycota; Sordariomycetes; Xylariales; Xylariaceae
Source: the annotation of a GenBank genome assembly
AUGUCCGCCGACCGCAUCUUCGAGCCAUUGAAGCUCGGCCAUUGCGAGCUGAAGCAUCGCAUGGUAAUGGCACCGUUGACCCGUUUCCGAGCCACCUCCGACCAUGUACCCGGCAAGUACGCCAGGGAGUACUACUCGCAGCGAGCCUCGUGCCCCGGAACGCUCAUUGUAACGGAAGCUACAUUCAUCGCGCCACAAGCCGGCGGCUACAACAACGUGCCUGGCAUCUACAACCACGAGCAAGUCAAAGCCUGGAAGGAGAUCACCGAUGCCGUUCACACAAAGGGCUCGUACAUCUACCUGCAACUCUGGGCUCUGGGCAGAGUAGCAGUAGCUGAGAACUUACUGAGGCAAGGGCCGUACCCUGUCGUUAGCUCGAGUGCCAAUCCCCUCAACUCGGAGUUUGAGGUGCCCAAGGAGAUGACCGAAGAGGACAUACAAGCGUUCGUUGGCUACUACGCCAAUGCCGCUCGCAAAGCGAUGGGGGCGGGCUUUGAUGGCGUGGAGAUACAUGGCGCCAACGGCUAUCUCAUUGACCAAUUCUGGCAAGACAGGGUCAACACCAGGACGGACAAGUACGGCGGCAGCGUCGAGAACAGAGCCCGCUUCGGCCUAGAAGUCACCAAAGCCGUCAUCGAAGCGUGCGGCGGCGACAGCAAGAAAGUCGGCAUCCGGCUCUCGCCAUGGUCACCGUUUCAGGGCAUGAGGAUGGAGGACCCGAUACCGCAGUUCUCGCACAUCAUCAGCGAGUUGAAGAAGCUUGGCCUGAGCUACCUCCAUCUGGUAGAGUCGCGGCUCUCCGGAACCACUGCUGGCGACUCCGUCUACGGCUCCGUGACAGGCACGAACGACAAGCUCGUCGAGCUGUGGGGCACUGAAGCGCCUGUCAUCCUUGCCGGUGGCUUCGACCCGGAGAAGGCGAGGAAGGCGUUGAGUGAAGUGUACCCGGCAGAGAACGUCUGCAUAGCUUAUGGGCGGUACUUCAUCAGCAACCCGGACCUGCCUUUCCGCAUCAAGCAUGGUAUUGAGCUGGCGCCGUACAACCGGAAGACGUUCUACUUGCCGGAGAAGGCUGAAGGUUUCAUCGACUACCCGUUCAGUAAGGAGUUCCUAGCACAGGAGAAGGAGAGUAAGCUUUAG